UCUUUGUCUUGGGUUUAAUUAUCCCGUUUGUGUCAGUGAAAGCGUAAAGUUGGCGUUCGUUUUCGCUACGGGAUGGCGCUAUCGUGGAUGUACCGUCAUCACACACACGCACGUGCACUGCACGUGAGGACAUCUCGUCGAACAUCUCGCGCGGCGCCGGCGCCAAAUCGGCGCUCGGUGGAGAGAACUACCGGUGGGAGGAGCGGCGUGCGGCGAUGCUGGCCAGAACUCAUGGAUCCCAAGGCCGCCGCCCGCCGCAGGAAGGCAAACUCCGGCCGCUUCCUGGCUGGUGUGGACACGGCGGCGCCUAGCUCUGCCGGGCGAGCCGGUCGGCGGAGAGGGCAGGCCAGCGGCACCGACGUCGUCUUCAUCCCAUUGGCAAAGGUCCUCCUCCUCGCGGAGGACAACAGCACCGUCAACGCCUGUGCCACUUACUGCCCACCGGCCCCAGGAAAGGGCCAGCCUUUUCAGUUCCCCUUGAGCAAGGAUUGCUCCGGCAUUGGCUGCUGCAGUGCUGCCAUCCCCAAAGGCUACACCUCUUACAGCAUCCAGGUCCAGCCCCCUGGCAAUGUUUCUGAAUUCGAUGCAGACUCUUCAGUCUACAUAGCCGAGGAAGGCUCCUAUAAUGUCACGCGCCUGAUAUUCGAAACUGUAAACACUCUUCCAGUCUUGCUGGACUGGGUGAUCAGCAACUCAACAUGUGGCAAGGAGCUUCUUGGCACGCCUACAUCUGGGUGCCGUAGCAGCAGCAGCUCCUGUCAGAACUAUACGAGCUUUGCUUACAAAGGGUACCGCUGUCGCUGCUCUGCUGGCUAUCAAGGCAACCCUUAUGUUGUGGAUGGAUGCCAAGACAUUGAUGAGUGUGCGCACUGGGAACUCCACUCAUGCUACGGAACCUGCAUAAAUAUGCCUGGAGCGUUUCGCUGCCAAUGCCCUGAUGAGACCUACGGGAAUCCCUUCAUGAAAGGGGGGUGCAUCAAGAACAAGAAAUCCUCUCAAGGUUUAAGCAUAGGCCUAGUAGCCAGUGGUGGGUCAAUUCUUGUGCUUCUGGCUUUUGGUGCUCCCUUUGUGACACGUAAGAUCAAGCAACAGAAGGCCAAAAAAAGAAAAGACAAGUUUUUCAAGCAAAAUCAUGGGUUGCUAUUUCAGCAGUUAGUAUCACAAAGAGCUGAUAUGGGUGAACGAAUGAUCAUCACCCUAGCAGAGCUAGAGAAGGCCACAAACAAUUUUGACAAAACUCGUGAGGUUGGCGGUGGAGGACAUGGCAUUGUGUAUAAAGGCAUUCUGGAUCUACAAGUUGUAGCCAUCAAGAAAUCAAAGAUUAUCGUACAGAGAGAAAUCGAUGACUUUAUUAAUGAGGUUGCAAUUCUUUCCCAAAUCAACCAUAGGAAUGUCGUAAAGCUUAUUGGAUGUUGUCUCGAGGCAGAAGUCCCAUUGUUGGUUUAUGAGUUCAUUUCAAAUGGAACUCUUGAGCAUCAUCUGCACGUAGAAGGAUCGGUAUCACUCUCAUGGAACGACCGGUUGAGGAUUGCACUUGAGAUCUCUACAGCUCUGGCCUAUCUACAUUCAGCUGCUUCAAUACCAGUGUAUCACAGAGAUAUUAAGUCCGCCAACAUACUUCUUGACGAAAGCUUAACAGCCAAGGUAUCAGACUUUGGGGCUUCAAAGUUUAUUCCUAUUGAUCAAACGGGGGUGACUACUGCGGUUCAAGGAACCAUUGGCUACUUGGAUCCCAUGUACUAUUACACUGGCCGUCUAACAGACAAGAGCGAUGUCUUCAGCUUUGGCGUGCUUCUCGUAGAACUGCUUACCAGGAAGAGGCCACUCGCCUAUGAUUCUGUGGAUGGCGAUAGUCUUGUUCUGCAUUUUGCCUCGCUGGUUACGGGAAGCGUGCUGGCUGACUUGCUGGAUCCUCAGGUCAUGGAAGAGGAAGACGGAGAGGUCCAGGAGGUAGCUGCGCUGGCAGCAAAGUGCGUGAGGUUGAACGGAGAAGACCGGCCGGCGAUGAGAGAAGUCGAGAUGACGCUCGAAAACCUGCGGAUCAAGAGGAAGCAAGCUGCGCGUGAUGCAAAAUCUAGGAGGUAUGAUGAUGAUGGCCAAUUCUCUAUCGACGACACGGCAACUGAAGGGGACACCGAGGAGCCAAGUGGGGAGUACACCGUGGAAGAGCGAAUCUUGUUGUCGGAGAGGUAUCCUCGAUGAUGAUCUGUUUUGGCCUGAAGAACAACUCUACUGCAUGGUUCCUUGUAAUACAUGUCAAGUCAAAGGACGUCUUCGGAUGAUUUUGCUGAGGAGGAAACCUAGUUCUUGUUCAAUUGUAAAUCUUUCUGGAAACAAUUUGGUAGCGACAUUUCCUUGAUUCGGAUGAUUUUGUACAUUUCAUGUGAACGUUAAGGAUGGUUCGGCUGACAGGGCGAUUCGGCUCCA
This is a messenger RNA of Aegilops tauschii subsp. strangulata, 2427 nucleotides long. Its product is annotated as wall-associated receptor kinase 3. Gene Ontology annotation, biological process: protein phosphorylation; cell surface receptor signaling pathway. Gene Ontology annotation, cellular component: plasma membrane. The record is from RefSeq and is a predicted model, not a curated record. Lineage: Eukaryota; Viridiplantae; Streptophyta; Magnoliopsida; Poales; Poaceae. Gene Ontology annotation, molecular function: protein serine/threonine kinase activity; calcium ion binding; ATP binding.